GGAUGACGUAUUUCCGCCGUCACUUCCGCCAUCUGCUGAGACCACAUGGCUAUCUGCAGAUGCCGCAUAGUUUAGCAUAUUUUACUUAGCUUGGCUGUGUUUGUAUUUUCCUUUUUAAUGAAACAGACCCUUCAAUAUGACAGAAGUUGUGCAAGAGAAAAGUCGAGGCAUAAAAUUUGCAGAGCAGCAGCUUCUGCGUCACGGCUGGAAGCAUGGUAAAGGAUUGGGCCGGGAUGAAAAUGGCAUAUCUGAAGCCAUCAAGGUCAAAGUCAAAUGUGACAAAGGAGGGGUGGGUCACCAAGAAGGGGAGCAGUUCACCUUCCACUGGUGGGAUCAUGUGUUCAACAAGGCCUCCUCCAACCUGCAAGUGGAGUCAGACCAGGAUGGUAUUAAGUUGAAGAAGAUGGUGGAGGAAGAUGAAGACGAUGGAACAAUUUCUAAUAAGAAACCGAGGAAGGCUGCACUGGCUAAAGCCAAACUGUAUGGGUCCUUUGUCAAGUCAGCCACCCUGCUGUCGGGGCAGGAGCAGCCAGAGAAAAAAGCAUCAGAUUCGGACGACAGCAGCUCAGAUGAGGAGGCUGACCGCAGACUGGACCUGUCCACCACCACCCAACUCUCUGAUGCUGAUCUCAUGAAGGCUUGUGGAGGACGCACAGCGCACAAGGGAGCACGACACGGCCUGAAAAUGAGCGCCAAGUUAGCCAGACUGGAGCAGCAGGAAGCGGAAUUCAUGGCCAAAUACGGCAAGAAGAGCCAAUCAGCAAGCGUUUCACCAGACUGUGUGGCAGCGACUCCACCAAUCACUGAGCAGGGAGGUGAGAGCCAAGAGGAGACGGGUGAGGGCAAACAGAAGAAGAAGAAGAGAUCUGCUGGGAGCGUUAAUGGGAUAAAUGAUGAUGACGGCACCGCCUGUGAAAAGGAUCAACCCAAAAAGAAGAAAAAAAAGAAAAGGAAAGACUCAGAAAAUAUAGCAGCAGACAUUUCCUCUACAGUGAUAUGUGUAGAAAAUGGUGAAACAGAAAAUUCCACCAAAACAAAAAAGAAACACAAAAAGAAGAAAAACGACGACGGCAAAGAAAAAGCAGCAGAGAUUCCAGAGGAGGUGGCUGAGGUUUCCACAGAGCCGCACGACAAAGUGAAGAAAAAGAAGAAGAAAUCUUCCAAAGACGACAGCGAUGUUGGAGCUCGGACUUCAGAGGACGAACCGGCAGCAGUCGCAGAGGAGCCGCCCACAGGAGGUCAGAAAAGAAAACAGGACAGUAUAUCAGGAGACAAUGCUGCUGACCAGGAGGCACUUCCUCCAAAGAAGAAGAAAAAGAAGAAAUCCAAACAUUAAGAUCUGGCAGAAGCAUCAGUUUUCCUUUUUAAGACAGAUGACAGAGUGUAUUUUAACUUGAUUCAGUUUCUUGAACAUGAAAUGGUCUUCACAAAAUCCCAUCAUUCAGUUAUUUGUUGAAGAGCAGUGGUGUGUGCACAGGCUUUGUUCAGGAUCUUUCUGACAGAUAAGACUGGUCAUCCUGCUAUUGUUAAGUGAUCAGAUCAGGUUUUGUGUCCUGACAUCACUAAACUACUGUAUGUAGAGGUUGCGGUGCUGGUGUUUCUGCAUAUCUGUGCCUCACUACAAAGUGCCGGGUCUCUGUUCAUUUCAGUGAGUCUGUUUACAUGCACACUAAUACUCCAAUCCAGAGGUCACGUUAACUGAAAAUAUUUCAUCAUUGAUGGAUCUUUUUUUUAAAGAUGACUGAAAAUUCUGAAGGCUGUCCGUCAUUUUGACAUUAAAAUACUGAGGAUAAUCUACCAAAGAAAGUUUUCACACAACACUGUGAACAGAACCUGCUUGCAGGAUCACUAGUCUGUCUGUCUCUUAACAAGGCAUCAAACAGUCCAUAAUAUCCUACCUGUGUAGAACCUACAGUGCCACCGUUCACAACUACACUGAAUACAACACAGGUUCUUCUUUCAAAUGACUCACUGUUAGUUCACCUGUAGUAGACCCCUGUCCAGUUGGUGGUGACUGUGCAUAUUAAUCAGUCAUUGUCAAGUCUUAUCUGGUUGUUUAGGUGACUUUGGAGGGACUGAUGCAGUGAAGGAUGAAGGACAAGUAAUACGCCAGUUCUUAUGGCAUUUAGCGUGUUAUACGUACGCAUUUUCUACCUUUCGUGUGUUAUUCAACGCCAUUUGAUGGUGUGUCAAUUUACACUAAGAUCUCUGGUUCACAUAACCAUAACCCUCGGUUCGUACAGCAGCGUGAACAUACACACGGAAAGCUUAUAAUGUAUACAGAUAACACACCAAUUCAAAGUGGUGUAUUUAUGUGUCAUGGUAUCACUAGUUUAUCAGCCAGCAGCAACUCCAGUUGCUGCAUCAUUGAGAUGUUUUUGAACAUUAAAUACAACUAAAUAUGCCUCAUUAUCGUCAACAAAUUCAAUCUGAAAUGACGGAUAUGUGUUAUGGUGGAAUUUUUACAACCCUGUCCGUCAAAAUGACGGACAAUAAAAAUGUCUUGUGCAAUCUUUGCUCCAAUCAUUAUCCAGUUUCUGGAGUUAUCAGAUUAUUCAAGGGGUCAUGUAAACAGGAUAAUCUGAUUUGUUUUUAUCAUAUAGCAGCAGUAAUCUGAUUGAGAAAUCAGAUUAACACCUGAAUUUCUCCUCAAUAUUCCGAUGUCUUCAUACAUGUGUGCAGGUGAAUCAGAUGUAUUUCGCUCUUUUACAUCUGUGCAUGUGUAUAAUAAUUAAAAUCAUUGAAAACAGAAAUUACGUAGUCAAACAUGAGCAGAAGACAAUAACAGGAAGUUUGAUUUUAUCUUCACUCUGUACGAACACACUAGAAAAGAAAUCCAAUAAUGGACUGGAGCAUCUAAACCAGGGUUUUUGAUUAUCGCUUUUCUUAAGUGCAUGUAAACAUGUCAGAUCUGAUUAUUAUAAUUAUCUAUUUACUCCCAGUUAUCUGAUUUUUAUGGUCAUGUAAACAGGUUCAGUGUUUGUCCACAGUCGUGUGUUGUCCUCUAUGAUGUUCUGCUACAAACAGUUUGGACGUCACACUCAGGUCUAGAUGUCAACCAGGACACAAUAUGGAUUUUCCAAAAACAGGUUGGAGCUGUCUUUGACUGGAUGUAAUGAAAUGUGUUGACUUGUUCAGGUCUCGGUGCUGUCACUUCAUGCCUUUACUUGAGUUUCUACAGGACUUUACAAAAAUGGUGUGUAUUGAACUGCAGAUGAAUUGGAACAUCCUGUGACCAGCAUGAACAAGAGUCGUUUAUAGAGCAGAUCCUGUUCAGAUUAUUAACGAUGUUGCCAAUUAUUUAUCGCACAUUUGUAAAUCAUGGUCUCACAAGAUUAGAAUGGAACUAUUCUGACUCUGUGGCCUUCGUAUUUUAAUUAAAUAUGAUCCAUCAUGCGGCA
This is a messenger RNA of Sphaeramia orbicularis (orbiculate cardinalfish), 3401 nucleotides long. RefSeq names its product G patch domain containing 4 (gene gpatch4). Gene Ontology annotation, cellular component: nucleolus. The record is from RefSeq and is a predicted model, not a curated record. NCBI's taxonomy places the organism in Eukaryota, Metazoa, Chordata, Actinopteri, Kurtiformes, Apogonidae. The transcript has 8 exons. The coding region runs from base 137 to 1336 and encodes 399 amino acids. Gene Ontology annotation, molecular function: nucleic acid binding.